This is a messenger RNA of Drosophila sechellia, 367 nucleotides long. RefSeq lists its product as uncharacterized. The transcript is spliced from 2 exons. The coding region runs from base 1 to 342 and encodes 113 amino acids. Lineage: Eukaryota; Metazoa; Arthropoda; Insecta; Diptera; Drosophilidae. The record is from RefSeq and is a predicted model, not a curated record.
AUGAAUAAUGUGCCCGAUUUCGGGACAAAGUGGGGUGUAUUCCACUUACAUUUUCGUCUGGAUUUGCAGCAACUAAUAUCAUGCUGGCCAAAAGGACCUGAGAAGAUCUCGGCCACAGUUCUCGGUUCGGAACAACCCAUUAAAAGACGGUAUGAUUGUGCCGAAUCCCUCCUCGAACAGGUCAGUGAUCCCAAAGAAUUGGCCAAGGAGGUUAAUAAGUUGGCCAGGGAAUUGCGUGUGGAGCGCCAGAAAAAUGGAAUUCUUAUGCAAAGUGUUUUGGAUCUAAAGGAAUCUAAAUUUUUGGAGCAACGCAACAAAAAUUCUAAUGGCAGGUCUAAAUAAAAGGAAUAAUAUCUCAAUUCCUCAA